Vitis vinifera (wine grape) is the source of this 1851-nucleotide messenger RNA. RefSeq lists its product as uncharacterized. Gene Ontology annotation, molecular function: translation initiation factor activity; guanyl-nucleotide exchange factor activity. Lineage: Eukaryota; Viridiplantae; Streptophyta; Magnoliopsida; Vitales; Vitaceae. Gene Ontology annotation, cellular component: eukaryotic translation initiation factor 2B complex. The record is from RefSeq and is a predicted model, not a curated record. The coding region runs from base 214 to 1467 and encodes 417 amino acids. The transcript has 11 exons. Gene Ontology annotation, biological process: translational initiation.
GUGAGGGUCCGAACGCUGAACCCUCGACACGCCAAAGCCCUUCUCGCCAGUCCCUCGCUUGCUUCUUCAUUCUCUUCUGUAAGUGCUCUUCAUUUUCCCAUCAAUUGUCCUUCAAUUCCUCCUCAUCAUCCUCACCAAUCAUCUCUUAUCUGUUUGGUUGCUGAGAAAACACAUCAAAAUAAGGGAAAAUAAAAGUAAAGUUAAGUAAUAAUCAUGCCAGACGUGCAGGUCCUUGUGAAUGAAUUCAUAAUCAAGCUAAAAAAACGUAAGGUUGAGGGCUCACAGGCAACAGCAAGGAUGACUGCUGAAUUGCUCCGCUCAGUCAUUUCACAGCAGCGAGUUCCCUACAAUAACCAGGCUGGGGCUCUGAUCGACGCCAUAAAGGCUGUUGGAGAGCAGCUGAUUGCUGCCAAUCCUGUUGAGCUUGCUGUUGGUAAUAUUGUGCGGCGGGUUUUGCAUAUUAUUAGGGAGGAGGACCUUUCUCUUGCAACUGCCGCUGUGGCUGGGCUGAAUUUAUCAGCUGUAAGUGAUGAUGAAGAUGAUGGCGAGCGAGAGGACCACCCUGUUUUAUCAGCUGCUGCUGUUGCUGCUGCUGCCAGAAGCACUCUGCGUCCCCCUUCUUUACAAACCCUUCUUGAGGACAUGCCUGACUCAGCAGCUGUUCCUCAAAGUUCUUCUUCUGGUGGUGAUUCUGAAGGAAAAAGCAAAUCUGCUGAUAAAAGUUCAAGGAGCCGGAAGCUGAAGCAUGACAUUAUUGAGGCAGUUAAUGAACUUAUUCAAGAUAUCGCCACUUGCCAUGAACAGAUUUCUGAGCAAGCAGUGGAGCACAUUCAUCAAAAUGAGGUUAUAUUAACUUUAGGCCGGUCGAGAACAGUAAUGGAAUUUCUUUGUGCCGCAAAGGAGAAAAAAAGAUCAUUCCGGGUAUUUGUUGCAGAGGGCGCUCCAAGGUACCAGGGGCAUGUGCUUGCAAAAGAAUUGGUUGCAAGAGGUUUACAGACCACUCUGAUCACUGAUUCUGCAGUUUUUGCCAUGAUUUCUCGUGUGAACAUGGUUAUAGUUGGAGCUCAUGCUGUAAUGGCGAAUGGUGGGGUUAUAGCACCUGUUGGGUUAAAUAUGGUUGCACUAGCUGCUCAGAGGCAUGCUGUCCCUUUUGUUGUACUUGCUGGCACUCACAAGUUGUGCCCUUUGUAUCCACACAAUCCAGAGGUCUUAUUGAAUGAAUUGAAAUCCCCAUCUGAGCUGCUGGAUUUUGGAGAAUUCUCAGAUUGUAUGGACUUUGGAAGUGGCAAUGGUUCCCCUCUUCUUCAUGUUGUCAAUCCUGCAUUUGAUUAUGUGCCACCAAAGCUUGUUAGUCUAUUUAUCACUGACACAGGGGGACAUAACCCAUCAUACAUGUACCGGCUCAUUGCGGACUAUUACUCUGCUGAUGAUCUGGUGGUGCAGCGGAGACCUGCAUCUGGAAAUUGACUUUAGUUCCCCUAUUUCUAAUAGUUCAGGAAUACACCACAGAAGAAAAUGCUGGCAGGGAAAAAUGGAUUCAAAUAUUAGUGUAUUGGACUGCAUCGACUGUUUUGAGGGUAGAAGUGACUCAGGGAAAACUAUGGUUCGAUGGGAAGAAACAAAUGGUGCAAGUGGUUUCUGUGAUUGUGAUGAAGUAAAAAGGCAAAGCAGUGAUCAAAGGAAGAAAAGAAACGACAGCCAAGUGAAUUCUUUAAUUGUGUAGAGGAAAGAGGCCAAGAGCUGUAUCCUGUAGCAAAACUAUGAUACAAAGCACUCUUUGAUGUUAAUGGACUAUUUCAUUAUAUACCCUAGCAGUGAAAUUAAUAACAGUUCGCAUCUGAUUGGAACUUA